Acanthisitta chloris (rifleman) is the source of this 1536-nucleotide messenger RNA. RefSeq names its product adrenoceptor alpha 1B (gene ADRA1B). Bases 1 to 1536 code for a protein of 511 amino acids. Gene Ontology annotation, cellular component: membrane. Gene Ontology annotation, molecular function: alpha1-adrenergic receptor activity. Gene Ontology annotation, biological process: adenylate cyclase-activating adrenergic receptor signaling pathway; phospholipase C-activating G protein-coupled receptor signaling pathway; positive regulation of cytosolic calcium ion concentration. NCBI's taxonomy places the organism in Eukaryota, Metazoa, Chordata, Aves, Passeriformes, Acanthisittidae. The transcript is spliced from 2 exons. The record is from RefSeq and is a predicted model, not a curated record.
AUGAAUUUUAAGAUGAAUUCCUACCUCGCCGACAAAUCCAAUGCCUCGGUCCCGGGAUAUCUGAGAGUGCCUGCACUAAGUAACGGCAGUGUCUCUGCAAACAGCUCCAACGGGACAGCAGGCAGCCUGGAGCCACCUGCCCUGGCCAUCAGCAGGGCCAUAGCCGUGGGGCUGAUCCUCGGUGCCUUCAUACUCUUUGCUAUCGUGGGUAAUAUCCUGGUGAUUCUCUCUGUGGCUUGCAACAGACACCUGAGAAUCCCCACAAACUACUUCAUCGUCAACCUGGCGAUAGCAGAUCUGCUGCUGAGCUUUACCGUGCUGCCAUUCUCUGCGACACUGGAAGUCCUUGGCUACUGGGUGCUGGGCAGGAUAUUCUGUGACAUCUGGGCAGCAGUGGAUGUGCUGUGCUGCACAGCCUCUAUCCUCAGCCUCUGUGCCAUCUCCAUAGACAGGUACAUCGGGGUGCGUUACUCUCUGCAGUACCCGACGCUGGUGACAAGGAGAAGGGCCAUCCUAGCUCUGCUGGGUGUCUGGGUCCUCUCCAUGGUGAUUUCCAUUGGGCCUCUCCUGGGCUGGAAGGAACCGGCGCCCAAGGACGACAAGGAGUGCCGAAUCACCGAGGAACCUUUCUACGCUUUGUUUUCCUCCUUGGGGUCUUUUUACAUUCCUUUAAUCGUCAUCCUCGUCAUGUACUGUCGGGUCUACAUCGUGGCCAAAAGGACUACGAGGAACCUGGAAGCUGGGGUCAUGAAAGAGAUGUGCAACUCCAAGGAGCUGACCUUACGGAUUCAUUACAAGAACGUCCACGAGGACACGUUAAACAACACCAAAUCCAAGGGGCACAACCCCAGGAACUCCUUAGCUCUCAAACUUUUGAAGUUCUCUAGAGAAAAGAAGGCAGCCAAGACGUUGGGAAUUGUGGUUGGCAUGUUUAUCCUGUGCUGGCUCCCCUUCUUCAUCGUUCUGCCUCUAGGAUCUCUGUUUUCGGCCCUGAAACCUCCUGAAACCAUCUUCAAGGUGAUUUUUUGGCUCGGCUACUUUAACAGCUGCUUGAACCCCAUCAUCUACCCUUGCUCGAGCAAAGAGUUCAAGAGAGCCUUUAUACAGAUCCUGAGGUGCCAGUGCCACCGGCGGAAGCAGCUGGGCUGGUGGCCCUACAGCUACAGAAACUGGAACCGCUGCUCCUUUGAGCACCACAGGAAAGACUCUCUGGAAGACACUGGGAGUUUCCUCAGUGGCAGCCAGAGGACUUUAUCCUCAGCAUCUCCCAGCCCUGGCUACAUGAGCAAAAUCACUCCCCCACACAUGGAGAUGUGCACGUUCCAGGACUGGAGGAACUCCAGCUCCCUCCUGAGCCCCUUGCAGGAGGGCAGCAGGCAGAAGGACUCCUGCCAGUUCUUCACCUUCAACCUGCUGGCAGAGCGCAACGGGCACGUGCCUGCAGGCAGCCCAGGGCCCUGCCAUGGGGAGCAGGAGGCUCUGGGGGACACCUGGAACGGCAGCACAGCGGGUGCAGCCAGCAGCACACUGCACUGA